Messenger RNA from Solanum dulcamara, 1655 nucleotides. Its product is annotated as F-box/FBD/LRR-repeat protein At1g13570-like. The record is from RefSeq and is a predicted model, not a curated record. The coding region runs from base 209 to 1507 and encodes 432 amino acids. Lineage: Eukaryota; Viridiplantae; Streptophyta; Magnoliopsida; Solanales; Solanaceae. The transcript is spliced from 4 exons. Gene Ontology annotation, molecular function: protein binding.
AUUUAGUUUGACGUAAAUCAACUAAAUUUUAAAAUAGAUUGAGCGGGUAAUUUAGUCACCCUCAAAAAGAUUAUUUGUUUAUCACCUUGUCUAUGGCUUAUGAUUGUUGGCUUAAUCCAUAACGGAAAAACAGAAGAGUAAUCCCGCUGAAGACUUCAAGAAACAAAGAAGAAGAAGAAGAUACAAAUUAUCUGCGAAAUCUUGCUCUAUGAUGGAACAAAAGGGCAUAGAGCAUUCUUGUCCUGAUGUACUCAGCAAACUUCCUCAUAAUGUAAUUGAUGAGAUUCUUAUGCGUUUGCCUUCUCGAGAUGCUGUGUGCACAAGCAUUUUGUCCAGGGAAUGGAGAAAACAUUGGUGUAGACUUCCACAGUUGACGCUUGAUUCUGACUUUUGGAAACCUAAAAAGGAUAUAGAAUACAUUACAGGUGAUAAAAAAGUUUGGCGAGCUACUAAGGACCUUACGAGUAACUUUACAACGACUAUCAACAACAUUAUCACUCGUCAUUCAGGAUCAAUUACAAAGUUUGUACUUUGCAUUCAGUAUUGGAAAAGAUGCCCUCGUAUUGACAAGUUAUUAGAUUUCCUCUCUCGAAACAGCAUUCAGCAUCUUGUUCUUAGACUUCCAAGACGAUUCAAAAUGCCUUCUUUACUUUUCGCAUGUCUGAAGUUGAGGCAUCUGUUUCUCCAAAACUGUUUAUUACUUCCUCCAAUAGCCUUCAAAGGAUUUGAUAGGUUAAUUAGCCUAGAGCUACAUUAUGUUACGAUUUACUCCAAGGGGCUUGAAAGUUUAAUUUCUAAUUGCUUGUUGCUUGAGCAAUUGGUGCUAAAGAUCUCAGAUACGUUAAGCGACGUCAUUGAAAUUAAUGCUCCCAUGCUGAGAUCUUGUGACUUCAAGGGCGAUAUGACAACUAUCUGCUUAAAAUGUGUCCCUCGUUUGGCAAAACUCUCUCUCAUGUAUCAUCGUAAGGACUGGAAAAGGUUUGAUGUUGCAAAUUUUUUAACAUCAAACUUUUUUGAGUCUUGUUCUGUUCUUGAGCAUCUUCACUUGGAUUACGGGGUCCGCUUGGCUACAGGCCAAGAAAUACCAACAAAGCUUCCCCUUGAUCUGAUGUGUGUCAAACAUCUUUGCAUGUGUAUAUAUCUUGACAGGGAUAUGAUUCUGUCUGCUCUGUGCUUGAUAAGAAGCUUCCCAUUUUUACGAUAUCUGGAAAUUCAGAUGGAGUCCAAUAUUGAUCACACUAUGUCGGCUCUAGACUGUCUUGAAGUGGAAGCUUUUUCGGAUGUGAUAUUCCAGCACCUAACAGAAGUCAAGUUAAUAGAAGCUAAUGGCAGUCUGCGGGAGAUGCAAAUUAUCAAGCUUCUGUUAGCCAAGUCUCCGGUGCUCGUGAGAAUGUUAAUCAAGCCCCACAGUUCAUUGAAAAAAUCUGCAGUAUUCAUUAGACUUGCUGAGCUAACAGAAUUUGAGCCUGCAUCACCUGAAGCAGAAGUUAUCUUUAAACUAGGAUAAGUACCAUCAUGUUUGAUCCGAUGUUCAAUCAGAGACCAUGGUCAUGUUUUGGGUUUUGACGUUAAGAGAUAGAAAUGAAUGUUGAUGCAGUAUAAAAUUUGUGUUUUUCCAUUAUAUUGAGAGAAAUCUAGACAUCGCUUUUGGGAUA